GGAUGACGGGUCAGCUGCAGGAGCCAAUCAGGUUGCAGAUGAUCUGUCCCAGGAAAUGCGCGCUGCUGUCGGCUGACAGGGCUCUAGGGCUGCGGGGCCACAGCAGUAACUAAUGGCAACCAUGGCAGCAAAUGUCCCAGCACCAAUUUGACCCAAGUGUUGACUAUCCAAGGAGCAAGGUAUUUCAAGAAUCAUCAGAGAUAUUAAAGGGGAUCGGCCACCAUGAGCUUCUUUGCUGACUCUGUAUUGAUGGUUAUCUCCCAGCUGCUGUUUUUUGGCUUUGGGUGGCUGUUUUUCAUGCGGCAGCUGUUUAAGGACUAUGAGGUCCGUCAGUAUGUUGUGCAGGUCGUAUUCUCAGUCACGUUUGCCUUCUCCUGUACCAUGUUUGAACUUAUCAUCUUUGAGAUUCUGGGACUUUUAAACAGCAGCUCCCGCUACUUUCACUGGAAGCUGAACUUGUGUGUCAUCUUACUGGUCCUGGUGUUUGUGGUGCCUUUCUACAUUGGCUACUUUGUAGUGAGCAAUAUUCGACUGUUGCAUCGGCAGCGGCUGCUUUUCUCCUGCACAAUAUGGCUGACAUUCAUGUAUUUCUUUUGGAAACUGGGGGAUCCAUUUCCCAUCCUGAGCCCAAAGCACGGAAUACUCUCCAUAGAGCAGCUGAUCAGCAGGGUGGGAGUCAUCGGAGUGACCUUAAUGGCCCUGUUGUCUGGUUUUGGUGCGGUCAAUUGCCCCUACACCUACAUGUCCUACUUCCUAAGGAAUGUGACUGAUGCCGAUAUCUUGGCACUUGAGAGACGACUGCUGCAAACAAUGGACAUGAUCGUCAGCAAGAAGAAAAGAAUAGCAGCAGUCAGGAGGAACAUGUUUCAGAGGGGAGAGGAACACAGCAAGCCAAGUGGAUUCUGGGGAAUGAUAAAAAGCGUCACCUCAUCAGCACCAGUCAGUGAAAACCUCUAUCAGAUUCAGCAGGAAGUUGAUGCACUAGAGGAGCUGAGUCGGCAGCUUUUCCUGGAGACGGCUGAUCUGCAUGCCACUAAGGAGCGCAUUGAAUACUCUAAAACCUUCCAAGGCAAAUACUUCAACUUCCUGGGUUACUUUUUCUCCAUUUACUGCGUAUGGAAGAUCUUUAUGGCAACGAUUAAUAUUGUGUUUGAUCGGGUCGGGAAGACUGAUCCAGUGACGAGAGGGAUAGAGAUCACUGUGAACUAUCUGGGCAUUCAAUUUGAUGUUAAAUUCUGGUCUCAACAUAUCUCCUUCAUCCUCGUUGGAAUCAUCAUUGUCACUUCUAUCAGAGGCUUACUCAUCACACUCACCAAGUUUUUCUAUGCCAUUUCCAGCAGCAAGUCAUCCAAUGUGAUCGUUCUCCUGCUUGCCCAGAUUAUGGGUAUGUACUUUGUGUCAUCCGUUCUUCUGAUCCGGAUGAGCAUGCCACUCGAAUACCGAACCAUCAUUACAGAGGUCUUAGGGGAACUCCAGUUCAACUUUUAUCAUCGCUGGUUCGAUGUCAUCUUCUUGGUCAGUGCCUUAUCGAGCAUCCUCUUCCUGUACCUGGCACACAAGCAAGCCCCAGAGAAGCACAUGGCCCUAUAGCACGAGGCCAAAUGGAGAUGGAUAGUUGGAAGAGACUUCUGUAGAAGGUUGUUUACAUUUGCAGGUAGCUGGGAAUCAAGAAUCAAUACAGCAGGCAGAGCAGCCCAUUAAUCAGCUUGAGGCAUAUGAAAAGGUAUCUGAUGAGAAACAAACUGGUCCACAAUGGGAUUUCACAGUGUCCACGAAGCCUAAAAAAUGGCAAAGCCUUCAGAGACAAAGCCUUCAAAGAAAGCCUCCAGACAAAGCCUAUGUUUAGCAGAGGCAUUUCUACAGCAAUCAUGUUCUUUUCUGUUCCCAUAAUCAAGCUAUAAAUAGGUAUUAAUGGGUUGCUUUCUAGGGGUUAAAUAAAAGUUGGGAUUGGGAAUCAGAAGAGACUAGAGGCUGUGGAUAUCUUAACAUCCCCCCUUUCACCAUCAAGGGAGCAUUCAAUCAGCAACUGAACAGGCUGUGUGUUACUGAGCACUAGCAUGGGGGAUAAAGACAACAUAUUUAUAAGUAAUAAGUCAUGCUUAUUUGCCACUCCAACUAGAGCCUGCAAACCGCAUUAUAUUUAAGGGGAUCAAAUCAAAUACGCAAAUUGUCUUGUUCUGUACCUUUGAGUUUCUUCCGAAAGGAAAUUAUUUCAACAUUUCACAAUAAAUUUACUGGGAGCCCAAA
This is a messenger RNA of Xenopus laevis (African clawed frog), 2247 nucleotides long. It is a transcript of the gene gpr89b.L, whose product is annotated as G protein-coupled receptor 89B L homeolog. NCBI's taxonomy places the organism in Eukaryota, Metazoa, Chordata, Amphibia, Anura, Pipidae. Gene Ontology annotation, molecular function: voltage-gated monoatomic anion channel activity. The record is from RefSeq and is marked provisional. Gene Ontology annotation, cellular component: Golgi membrane; Golgi cisterna membrane; membrane. Gene Ontology annotation, biological process: monoatomic anion transmembrane transport; intracellular pH reduction.